GCAAUUCCAGGUAGCAGUACGGCUUGCGUGGUGCUCCUCAACGCCGAGACCUGCCACCUCUACACCGCCAACAUCGGUGACAGCGGCUACAUGGUGGUGCGACGCGGCGAGGUGGUCCGUCGCUCCGAAGAGCAACAGCACUACUUCAACACGCCCUUCCAGCUGUCGCUGCCGCCGCCUGGAUACAGGCAGGAGGUGCUCUCCGACAGACCAGAUUCGGCAGUCACAGAGGAUUUUCCGGUAGAGGACGGGGACGUGAUCCUGGUGGCUACCGAUGGGGUGUUCGAUAAUUUGCCGCAUAACCUUAUCGUCAACGAGCUCGUUAAGGUACAAGGCGAAAGGUGUGCUAGCCGCCUUCAGAUGGUAGCCAAUUCUAUAGCUUGGAUGGCAAGGAAUCUCUCUUUCGAUGAGACUUUUAUAUCACCAUUUGCCGAAAGCGCCUUUGCUAAUGGUAUUAAUACGAUAGGUGGUAAACCAGAUGAUAUAACCGUCAUCUUGGCAACGGUUGCAAUAUGAAGCCUUCAAGAAAGUAGAGAAAUUUUCAUGGCUAGAACCUGCUGGUAAACACGUUGUAUACCUAAGUUAAGUAUGUAUUAGUAAAUUAUGGUUUUCAUUUUGCAUUUCAUUGUAUAUUCAACCAUCUUUACUUUCGAUUACGAGUAGAUUGUGAUUUUAUCAUUCGAACUGGAGUGCGCGUUUUGACGAUUUGGGCGUCUUUGUCGUGGACGUUUGAUGGCACAAAUCGUUUAUAUCUUUCAACUGGUUUACAAGAACAGGUGACGAUUGUCAUUGUCCAUUCAGGAGGAGGUGGAGAACUGUCAAUUAUUUUUCAGGCGUCAAUGGAUGAGAAAUAUUUCUUCCAGACUAUGGAGUUGAAUAGCACACUGUAUGUAACAUGUAACAACCUGAAGAACAUCAUUUAGACAAAUUUUCUAGGGAGAACCAAAGAUCUAAUUUUAUAAUGUACCUACUAGAUUCUGCUAUUCGCGAUAGAAAAUAACACAUCGCCCCAGGUUUGUUUUGAUGAUAUGACCAAUAAGCACAAACAAAAAGCAAAUGUGAACCAAUGAAAACAAAGUAAACAGGCCGCUUUGACAGCUCUCAAGAACUCCGAUAGGUGGCGUACGCUUAUUUUCUAUCGCGAAUAUCGCGCCUAGAGAGAAAGAUAGACAGAAAGAGAGAGAGGGGGCGAAGGGGGUUGAAAACAACUUGAGAGACAGGCUCGGAGACAGGCGAAGGUUGUUAUUAGAUCUUUGGGGAUAUACCCAUUCAUGACUGAAAACAAUCUCAUGGCUGUUAUGUUAUUGCUGAAACAGUAGUUAUGCAACAAUCAUAUUGUGCUGGCAUUGCUUCGCAAAACUUUCUCAAAAUUGUAUCAGCAGACCAGGUUGAUGAAUUCAUGUGACCUAUACUUGUAAAUCAGGUCAUUAUACAGGGUUUUCCAAAUUUUACCAGCGAUAAUUUGGGUUCUUGAAAGUGUAAUAAUCAAUGACACAUCACAUGUUGAACUUAAAUAAUUAUUUGUAUAAGUUAUUUUUUUAUGAUUAGCUGAUCCAUAGCUGCAUUUGAAAUGAAAUUUUAAACGAAAUUUGAAACAUUGCAAUAUUGCAUAUUACACUUUUUUUGUUAUACAAGGUGGGAUUAUAGUGGGCCAGAAUUCGAUUGGUAGAGUCCUAUGGUAGAUAAAAACAGGAUAAAAGAAUAUAUGUAUAACCAAAAUUUACUGCCGUAUAUACAGGGGGCACGACCCAACGGUGCAUUUUCGUAUAAAGGUAAGUUGAUUUCAAUCGUUCUAUCAUGGAAGCAAUGGGUAGUUUUCUCCCAUGUGUGUUUAAUCAAAUUUAUUCACACGCCGGAGAGAAUGGAUACCUUUGAUAUAUUUAAAUAGCUAUCAAACCAAAUAUUGACAAAUGCCUCUGAUAUUUUCUAGAAAAACUUUGAAGUACUAAGAAGUUUUGAAUUGAAAAAAAAAUUACAAUUGUCAUUCAAAAUAUCUAAAACAGCAUAAAACAUUUUUGGUUUUGACCUUCAAAUUUUGAAUUAUUUACGUUGGAGCUUUUUGAAUGUGUGUGGACCAUGUCCCUGCAAAUUGCAUUCGGAUUUUCAAUUUUGAAGGACCAAAAUAUUGCAAAAAUGUCAAUAUUUUUGAAAAAAGAUCUCCCCUCAAGGCGUAGGAUCUGGAAUUCACUGUUAAAAACCGCUCUGUUCGUCAGUUUAGCUCGAAUAUUCAUUAAAAAGCAAAAAUAUGGAUCCCUUAAUUCUACUGUUUUUUCAGUUUUAGAAAUUAUUGCUGGUGGAAUUCGGAAGACUGUAUAUUACUUGUUGCUAGAUUUUUUGUUCAUAGAUCAAUUUAUACUUACGUUUAACUUUUUGUAAAUUGCGAUUUUUGCAAAAUUCGACUGUAAUUUCCAUCACGGAAUGAGAAAUAUAAUCUUUGUGUUUUUGUUGAUAUUAUUUUACUUGAUAAAAAAUGAAAAUUUCCAAUUGGAAAAAACUGUUGAGGAAAUAAAAACUUCUAUAACACU
Messenger RNA from Phaedon cochleariae (mustard beetle), 2525 nucleotides. NCBI's taxonomy places the organism in Eukaryota, Metazoa, Arthropoda, Insecta, Coleoptera, Chrysomelidae. The record is from the annotation of a GenBank genome assembly.